Molecule: messenger RNA, 3037 nt
Organism: Cannabis sativa
Lineage: Eukaryota; Viridiplantae; Streptophyta; Magnoliopsida; Rosales; Cannabaceae
Product: probable glycosyltransferase At3g07620
Exons: 5
Coding region: 762-2630 (622 amino acids)
Molecular function (GO): glycosyltransferase activity
Source: RefSeq, a predicted model, not a curated record
AUUUAGUAAAUAUUAAAGGGAAAUUUGAUUUUCUAUACUUACAUAUACCUAAUAUUUUAUUUCUAAACUAAUACAUAUCAUCAUUGAAAAUAUAUGACCACUUUAUCUAAAACCCAAAAAUACCACUCUCAAAUUUUCCAUACUUUUUUUUAGUGCAAAAACAUAAAAAAAAAAAAAAAAAAAUUGGUAGUCCGAUGGGGUCCGAUGGUAGUCCGAUGGUGGUCCGAUGGUCACCUGAUGCUACUUUUGUAUGUACAAAAACAAAAAAAAAAAAUUAGUAGCAGAUUUGGUCCGAUGGGUGGUCCGAUGGGUCCGAUGGGUGGCCCGAUGGGUGGUCCGAUGGUGGCCCGAUGGGGUGGCCCGAUGGAUGGUCCGAUGGGUAGCCCGAUGGGUGGUUCGAUGGUGUAAAUAGGGUGAUGUAAAUAGGGGUAUUUUAGGGAUAUCAUAAAAAUUGUCAUAUUUUAUAAAUAUUAGUUAUUAUUUGUUUAGAAAAAAAAUUUUAACCACAUGUAAGCAUAAAAAAUCAAAUUUCCCAUACUAAACAACCCAGUUACUCAGUGACUAAGUGAGUACAGUGCCCAAUAAUGAAUCUUUCCUCUUUUCUUUCUUACUGUUAAACUUUAAGUACAGAGACGCCAGUUCAGUUAACUUUUGGCUGCUUACCAGUUACCAGAUUCCUCCAUUUCUAAUAUUUUCUCAGGAAAAUGUUUCAGCAUUGACAAAGCAAUCUAUAUAAUAGGUUGGCUACGCUGCAAAAUAUUAUGAUUGUGGAUAUUUCUGUAGUUACCCAGAUGAUAUUUCGUGCUGAAAUGCGGAGACUGAUCUGCAUUGUCGGCCUUUUAGUUUCUCUUAUGGUUGUUUCACAGUGUUGGACUUUUCCAUUUGGGAAAACCCUUUACUUUUUAUCUGCUAAUAUGGGUUCAACUCCUAUGCUUAUUGCCAAUGCUGCUGAUGGUUUAAGCAAUUUAGAAUCGGCUAAAAUUUAUGCAGUUGAAGUAGUGGCCGGUAAUGAUUCUAGCCCUUCUAAUUUGGACAACAAAUUCAGAUAUGAAAAUGGUGUGGAUAAUGAGGAUUACAAUGAUUUAGAAUCAGAUGGUUUGGGCAAUUUAAGCAAAAUGUCCAUAUCUGAGAAGGGAGUAAAGGGUUUUGGAAUGGAAUCUGAUUCUAGUAGAUACAAUGGUUUUAAUCAGGUUAGUAUGAAAAAUGAGAGUUAUGAGAAAGAAGCAGAACCUGCAAUUGGUUCAAGAACAACUUCUAGUGAAGCUAGGAAUCAAGUUGUUUCUGUUUUUAGAGACAGCAUAAGAGAUUUGGAUAUAAAAAGAGAAAGUGAUAUUAGGGAGACCGAGUUGCGAAUAACCACUGAUUCAGAAAAUAUGGCAAACUCUAGUCUGUUCAUGCCAAAGAGGUGGGCUAACAAUCCAACAACACUAUCUCAAAUGAACUCACUUUUGCUUCAAAGUACACUUUCUUUUCACUCAAUGAGGUCAAGGUGGUCUUCUGUUCGUGAUCGUGAACUUCAAUCUGCUAAGCUGGAGAUUGAGAAUGCACCUACCAUCAGAAACAAUCCAGAACUCAGUGCAUAUGUCUUCCGAAAUGUUUCUAAGUUUAAGAGGAGUUAUGAAUUGAUGGAACGUUUGCUAAAAGUUUAUAUAUACAAGGAAGGAGAAAAGCCCGGAUUCCAUCAACCUUAUCUGAGAGGAAUUUAUGCCUCAGAAGGAUGGUUUUUGAAACUGAUGGAGAGAAGUAAAAAGUUCGUUGUGCGGGACGCUAAGAAGGCUCAUUUAUUUUAUUUACCCUUCAGCUCAAAAAUGCUAAGGAUAACAUUUUCUGAACAAAAAUCUGGGGGCAAGAAGGACCUUGAGAAAUAUCUAACAAGCUAUGUGAGUUUAAUCUCAAGAAAAUAUCGAUUUUGGAACAGAACUGGAGGAGCAGAUCACUUUCUUGUUGCUUGUCAUGAUUGGGCCCCUUAUAUUACAGAAAAGUGCAUGAAGAAUUGCAUCCGGGCUCUUUGUAAUGCCAAUGUUGGUAAAGACUUCAAAAUUGGCAAGGACAGUAGUCUACCUGUUACUUAUAUUCGCUCUGGAGAAGCCCCUUUGAAGGACGUUGGAGGAAAACCGGCUUCAGAGAGAUCUAUCUUGGCUUUCUUUGCAGGUGGAAUGCACGGCUAUCUCCGGCCAAUUCUGUUGCACUACUGGCAGAACAAAGAACCAGACAUGAAGGUUUUUGGCCCAAUGCCACGUGAUAUCGAAGGCAAAACUCUUUACAGGGAGUACAUGAAGAGCAGCAAGUAUUGCAUAUGCGCCAGGGGUUAUGAGGUUCACACACCAAGAGUUAUUGAGGCCAUCUUUUAUGAGUGUGUGCCUGUUAUUAUAUCAGAUAACUAUUUCCCUCCUUUCUUUGAGGUUUUAAACUGGGAGGCGUUUUCAGUCUUCGUUCAAGAGAAGGAUGUUCAUAACUUGCGAAAUAUUCUACUCUCAAUCCCGAAUGAGAAGUACAAAGCAAUGCAAUUAGGAGUUAAGAUGGUUCAGAAGCAUUUCUUUUGGCACAAAACACCUGUGAAGUAUGACUUAUUUCACAUGACACUUCACUCGGUUUGGAACAAUAGAAUUCUUCAGGUAAAACCCAUAUGAAUAUGACAUGAGAGGGGCAUAGUUGGCCUUGACAAGUCUGAUGGUGCUGUUUUUUUUCAUGCCAUUAUUAACAAUAGAGAGGCAAUUUUGGUUGGCAUCGCCUUGAAGUUGAAGAAAAAUUAUUUGAGCCAGGCCAAGAAUACAAAUUUCUCAAAUGAAAUGCCAUUUUGGGGUUGCUCUUUUUCCCAUUCUUGAAUGGGAAUUGCAAAAUAAGCUACUUAGUCAUUGGAUACGUGUAUAAAUUUUUGUAAAUUGUAAAUUAAAUAAUGAAAAAUUCAAUGUAGAGCCUACAUAAUUGAGAGUUUUGGCUUUGGCAUUCACCAAUAUACGAUCCUCCAAAUGUAGUUUGUAUAAUAAAGGAGCAGUUUCAUAAAAUAAAUAAAUACAGAGAUGAUCAAACUUAUUAA